UUCCCCUCCCUCCUAAAAACCAACGGCACAUCUUUAUAACGCUCAUCAUGCCUCGGAUCCAUCACCGGCGGCAAGUAAUACGGCCUCACCUCGUACUGGUAGCGGGACUUGCGGUUGGUGAAUUUGACAAUCAUGAGGCAGAGGUCGCAUCCUUCUCCUUCUCCUACUUCUUCGCCGCCUUCAUCAUGUUUUCCGCCAUUUUUCCUACCACUUCCUCCUCCACUUCCACUUCCACUUCUUUUCUUCUCUGCUGCUACUGCUGCUGUUGCUUCCGCCGCUAAUUCAGCCUGCUCUUGCAUCCCCCUCCAAGACCGAAGCGUGACGGUCGUUUCAUUGUAGUACGCGUAAUCUGUCCAGGAGAGGGAGGCAAGCCAGUGCGGGACGAUGGCGCAGACGGAGCAAAGCUUGGGGUAGCGGCGGGCCAUCUUUGACUUUGACUUUGACUUUUUUUGGCGGCGUUCGGCAGCAACGCUGUAUGCUAUGCUAUGGCUAUGCUAUGGUAUGGCUAUCCAAAAGUUUGGAGCAAACGAAGGUAUAAAGGUAUGUAAUAUAAUAUAUCUCGGAGGUAGGUAGGGUAGGAGCUUUCGAUGUCUUCCUAGGACAACAACAAAACAACGGAAGUAAUGGUUCACUCACUGAGAGAAAAUUGAGAGGAGCGAGUAGCGAGUAUGAAAGGUUGAAAAGGUCAACAUGUUGAAUGUCGUGGCAGCAAUGUUAGGUUCUCUGCGAGUUAAUAUGAAGGAACGAGAUGGAACGAAGGAAUAC
Messenger RNA from Neurospora tetraspora, 765 nucleotides. RefSeq lists its product as uncharacterized. NCBI's taxonomy places the organism in Eukaryota, Fungi, Ascomycota, Sordariomycetes, Sordariales, Sordariaceae. Bases 48 to 281 code for a protein of 77 amino acids. The transcript has a single exon. The record is from RefSeq and is a predicted model, not a curated record.